Toxoplasma gondii ME49 is the source of this 3006-nucleotide messenger RNA. RefSeq lists its product as hypothetical. The transcript has a single exon. The coding region runs from base 1 to 3006 and encodes 1001 amino acids. The record is from RefSeq and is a predicted model, not a curated record. Lineage: Eukaryota; Apicomplexa; Conoidasida; Eucoccidiorida; Sarcocystidae.
AUGAAACGAUUCCUGUUCGGAAGCUUUAUUCUUUGGGCAGGCCUCUGCGGGCUUGCAGCAAUUGAUGAGGCAGAGGCGCAGUGGGGAAUCUCACGAAAUGGGCGUUGGGGAGCGCAUCGGGCCUCUGGAGGGGGGGCCACGUUUUCCGCGUCCCGUGGAACCGGCGCCCCAAGCGUGGUGGCUGAUAGUGGGACCUCGAGCUCGAGAGACCUUUCUCCACCAGUGGCACUACCUUCCUCAGCGGCAGCAUCGGGAGGAACAACCUUCUCCCCCUAUGCUGCCCGGGUGGCUGCUGCCGCGGGCCCAGGUCCCGUCACGCCGUUCGCUUCUCCUGCGAAUUCUGCCACACCGCCUCCGUUGACGCAGUACUCACCUAGACAAGGACCAGUGACAUAUCCAACCACUUCGGAGCCUUUUCCUUCAACAAGAACAUCGACAACCUUCAGUCCAGCAUCUCCAGCCUGGGCUCCACGACCGGCCCAGGCGAAUACCUCAGGCAGUUCAGGGCUAUCCAAUUUCAUUGAAGGUACGACACGUCCUGCUUGGAAUCCGACGUCCGUGAGUCCGUCGCUGCCAGUUAAUCGUGGCUCGGAGGCUUUCUUGAGUAGGCAACCUCAGAGUCUAACGAAUUACUCGACACGUAUAGCUCCAGCCAAUGCAUCGAGGUCAAAUGGACCUGCCAGUGUCGCCUCCAGCGGUGACUCGAGCAUACCAGCCUCACUUGGAACGUCUGACAGUCAUGAGCUUCUCCCUGUAACGCGUCUUGACUUCACGGAGACACGGUUAAGCUCAACUCGAGGUAUAAAUGGAAUGAAUACCUGGGGAACUUCACCGGUGGCCGCUGCGAGCGAUACCGGUGUGCCUUGGACUGGCAUGUCGCUGUCAGAGAGAACCGACGAGAACUGGAGCACUGCAACGGCCGCAGGUCCAAGGACCUCGGUGCCAAAUAGCAUGAGUGGUGCCAGAACACAGUCACUGGUCGGCGGCGCAGCAGCAGUCAAUUUUCGCAGUGAGGGCUUCCAACAGGCUUCAUCCGACACUAACGUGUCCCGAAGCUGGACAACUAGCACUGCAGAAACAUCAAACCCUGCUGGUCAAGAGGGCGGAGACUGGACCAUGCGCUCCAGCAGAGCGGCUUGGAGCAACACGAAUGAGAGUAUUCCCACACAAUCGCCUAACUCAAGUAGAGGUACCACUGGCCGUAAUGUGUGGGCUUCUGCAAACGGAAGUGAAGGACAGGCAACUGCAUAUGAACUGUCGACACAUACACCUUUCCGCAGUGGGGACACACCAAGCUGGACAAGCAGUACACCGGUACAAAGUGCAUCUGACAACAUAGAGCAGCGGCCAUGGGAGACUACGGAAUCAGCGGCAUUUCCCUCCGCAAACGCUAGCGAAGGAAGUCACAGGUCGGCAGACCAUGGCUCCACCAGUUCAGUCAGGAACAGUGACGCAAACAGGCCGACAGAAUCGUCAUUUUAUGCAUCUAACGUACCACGAAACAACGCUUCUUCAUGGGAUGCCGCGACACCAGUUGGGAGGGCCACCGACGCAUCAACCAGCGACUCGGAUCGCUUGCCCGGGGCGGACACCAGCAACACGGCCUCACUUUUACCAAACACGAACUCAAGAAGAAACUAUGGCCAACUGCCACCUUUGGAUGGUCCAUUGAUGCAACCAAUUCCAUUUUCCACAGGCAGUACUGGAAACCUCGACACCUCGGGUGGCUUCAGAUCCGGCGAUUCGAGUGUGUUUUCCAGUCGAGAAGAGACGGUCAAUUCAAGAGACUCUCGCAUACAUCAGCUUCCUUCGCCGGUCGAUAGGCCGACUUACGUCUCCGACCACUCACCUCCUGCUACUCUGGGUUUACCCUUCGCCCUGCCGAUGACCGUCGAAAGUGGUACAGGAUCGUUUCCUGGACAGUCGAGUUUGUCGGCGAACGCAACAGGAGCUCGUUACGACAGCUCAGUAGAGAGCCGAGGUACAGAGAUAACUCCAGAUUCGCCGCCUGCUGCUGCGUCUGUCUACCAACCUAGCAACGCUACGACGCCGGUUCCCAGUCAUCGUUCCGGGUCUCAAGCAAGGGGUGCCGAAGCAAAUGACGGCGAAUUCUCAUAUUCUUUUUCCUCGCGGCAAGCAAUGGUUGAUCAUAUCGAGCCUUCUCAGGGCCUCCUACCCUUCAGCGGAAGUGAAGAAGAACGAGACACGAUGAAACGUGAACCACAAGAGACGUUUCGCAUGAACUACUGUGACGACGGAUCCUCCCAGUGCGGGGAGAGGUCAGGGAUGAUCCCCCCACCCACCGACCGAAACGUGACAACAGUACUGUCGGAACUCCCAGGCUCCACUUUUUUGAGAUCCAAUCCGAUUUCACAAACAGAUGAUGACGAAGUGGGGCUCCAUAGAGUUGGGUACAUUCCGCCUUCUGCCUUUAACGGAAAUGAAACGGGUGCAGGUGGAAGUAGAGCAGAACCUGGAGGUCGGAAUUUCGGGCAGCAGCCGCGAGAUCCAGGUGAACUCCUUUAUGGAGGGUUGAACGACUACUUGAAAGACGCAGAAGAUCCCUACGCUGGCUACCUAGGUGCUCUGUCUAGAGCGCCCUACCAGGAGAAAUCCCCUGAUGUGUCUGCUACGACGACCUCUCCUCCGUACACGUAUCCAGCCACAUACAAUCCUUACAGUGACAACAUAGAUGUCGAUCAGAUACCUGACAGCCCGUAUCAUAACUACGCGUACGCAGAGGACCCUUUUCCGAGUCCUUAUAGCACUCAUUCUCGUCUAGAGAAUUACGGGGCCGAGUUUAACAAUAGGUAUUACCAUGAGCGUCGGAUCGCCCCCAAUAUCUCGUGGGGAGACUAUACGCAGAGAAAAAAGGCAUUAGAAGAGGCUCGCAAACGAGAAGAGCAGCUGUUGCAAGAAGGGCGCAUUGGAGUGCUGGAAGCCUCAGAAACGUCCUUCCAAGGCCUGAUUGGGUAUCCUUCAGGACCACAUCCGACCAACACGUAG